Molecule: messenger RNA, 606 nt
Organism: Hipposideros armiger (great roundleaf bat)
Lineage: Eukaryota; Metazoa; Chordata; Mammalia; Chiroptera; Hipposideridae
Gene: CHCHD10
Product: coiled-coil-helix-coiled-coil-helix domain containing 10
Exons: 3
Biological process (GO): mitochondrion organization
Cellular component (GO): nucleus; mitochondrion
Source: RefSeq, a predicted model, not a curated record
CCUCUAUCCCACAGCCGCACCGCUGCGCCUUCUGCCCACCCGCCCGCGCACCCCCCGCCCUCGGCCGCCGCCCCGGCCCCGGCUCCGUCGGGCCAACCAGGCCUGAUGGCGCAGAUGGCAUCCACCGCCGCUGGGGUAGCCGUGGGCUCAGCUGUGGGACACGUCGUGGGCAGCGCCCUAACCGGAGCCUUCAGCGGGGGCAGCUCAGAGCCCGCCCAACCUGCUGUUCAGCAGGCCCCCACCCGUGCUGCACCCCAGCCACUACAGAUGGGACCCUGCUCCUAUGAGAUCAAGCAGUUCCUGGACUGCUCCACUACUCAGAGUGACCUGUCCCUGUGUGAGGGCUUCAGCGAGGCUUUGAAGCAAUGCAAGUACAACCAUGGUCUGAGCUCCCUGCCCUGAAGAUACCAGGGCAGACUGGUGCAGACUGGAGCAGAUUCGUGGGCCAGCCCUGCACUCACCUCCACCCCUUCACCGACAGCUGGACCAUGACAUUGACAUCAGAUUGUACCCAUGUAACUGUGAUUGGGAGUAAGGAGAGGGUUUCUCACCCCAUAGAUGACCUGAGCCACAAAUGUGCAAUUAAAAGGUUUAUUUUAGACCCGA